Messenger RNA from Didymosphaeria variabile, 1332 nucleotides. RefSeq names its product pre-rRNA processing (gene LDB17). The record is from RefSeq and is a predicted model, not a curated record. The transcript is spliced from 6 exons. NCBI's taxonomy places the organism in Eukaryota, Fungi, Ascomycota, Dothideomycetes, Pleosporales, Didymosphaeriaceae. The coding region runs from base 1 to 1332 and encodes 443 amino acids. Gene Ontology annotation, biological process: actin cortical patch assembly; endocytosis; actin cortical patch localization. Gene Ontology annotation, cellular component: actin cortical patch. Gene Ontology annotation, molecular function: Arp2/3 complex binding.
AUGGCGUUUGAGGUAUCGUAUAACCUCGAAAAUGAGCAGCAGUUCUGGGACGAGCUCGACGACAUCGUGUCGACGCGCUGCCAGCAGCACGACCACGAAAUAAUCGAUAACGCCCUACGCUCCUACCUCAACGUCACCACCAACUAUCAAUCCGAGUACCUACAGACCGAAUACAGCGUCGCAAAAUGCGUCUACCGCCUGAUACAAGGGGAGUUAUUCACGACCCACAAAGCUUAUGUACGGCGGCAGAUCAUUUACUGCCUGCUGCAGGAGGACGAUAACCCCACGCUCCACAUGGUCGCCGCCUUCCUUCUCUUCGACGGUCGGAAUAAUCAGAACGAUGCUACGUUUGAGAUGAUGCACGAGGAAGGCGUCUUCGCACGCCUUAUCGAAUUGAUACAGUUGGAGAGCGUGCAGGAGGAGCCCAAGCUGCACCAGAUGCUGCUCGACCUGUUGUACGAGUCUUCGCGUAUCCAGCGCUUGAAGUGGGAAGACUUUGUGGCCAUUGACGACUCUUUCAUACUCUAUCUGCUUGGCGUAAUAGAAGGCGUGUCAGACGACCACGAGGAUCCAUAUCAUUACCCUGUAAUACGCGUUCUGCUGGUCCUGAACGAACAAUACCUCGUCGCUUCCACACAACAGCAAGACGGCCGCAUAACAAACCGCGUGAUCAAAGCACUUUCCACUCACGGCAUGACAUACAAGACCUUCGGCUGUAAUCUGAUUCUUCUUCUGAACCGCGAAUCCGAAACCUCGCUCCAGCUGCUAAUUCUCAAGGCGCUCUACCUCAUCUUUGGAAAUCCCCAGACCGCUGAGUACUUUUACACCAACGACCUUCACGUACUCGUCGACGUGAUUCUCCGCAACCUGAUAGACCUCCCCUCAGACUCACCCGCCGCCAACGCCCUUCGACACACAUAUCUCCGCGUCCUCCACCCUAUCCUAACACACAGCCAAAUCAGCAAACCACCCCACUAUAAGCGCAACGACAUACACCAAAUUCUCAACCUUCUGAUCGCCAGCGGAAACCAUUUCGCUCCUGUCGACGAGACCACAAAGCGCCUUGUAACCCGGUGUACCGCCGUUCCAUGGCUGAAGCCGCCCCUCAUCACCCGCACAGACACGAGCGAGACGAACGGGAGCGAUGGUGCGUUGCAAAGUCCGGUGGAGAGUGCGGUAGGGGACGGCCAGAAAGAGUUUGCGAGAAGGAUGCUAGGAAUGAGCGUUGAGGGGGGAGAGGCGAGUAGUACGAGUGUCCUUGAGGUGGCGAGUCAUACAGAGAAGCCAGGAGUGCAGACGCCGAGUAGGGGGAAGGAGAAGGAUGCUGCAUAG